AGUUUAUUAUUAAGGCAAUCAGUUAGUCAAUCAGUCAUUCAUACACAACACACACGUAAGCAAGACAAGUAAACAUAUACAUACAUACAUAUAUAUAUAUAUAUAUUUACAUAUAUACAUACAAAUCCAUAUACAACAAUGUCAGACAGUGAUGCAGAUUUAGGAAGCUUGGCCGGCGAGUACGAGGAGUUCGAGGACCACUUUGCAAUGGCCGUUGCUCAUGUGACACGCAAAACGCAAGUGUUUUCUUCAACCGAUUUGUUGCAGUUCUAUGCCUUUUACAAACAGGCUUUGGAGGGUCCUUGUCGGGCCCCCCGUCCACCACUGUUACAGAUGAGGGCCCGCAGUAAAUGGGGAGCUUGGCAUGAAUUGGGUGACAUGACCAAUGAGGAGGCGCAACGUGCCUAUGUCGAUAAAUUGCAAAAGCUGCAGCCCAAUUGGAGGGCCGAGUUUAACGGCGGCAGCAGCGGCAACAACAACAGCAACAAAAUCAAGGGAAUCGGUGGUGAGCUUGGUCUUGGCAGCUGGGUGGUGCAUUCCAUUGAGUCGAAGCCCUUAGAGGAUCAGAAGGCGGAUCACGAAAAGACCGCUUUCGAUCAUGUCAAGGAUAACAAUUUGGUGCGUCUACAGGAGGUACUGCAGCCGUCAGAUCUGGUAGCACUCGAUGAGCAAGGCAUGGGUCUAAUCCAUUGGGCCACCGAUCGCAAUGCCAUUUCCAUCAUUGAGUAUUUGGUGGCGCGAGGCGUCAGUGUCAAUCAACGGGAUGCCGAGCAGCAGACACCAUUACAUUAUGCAGCCAGUUGUGGGCAUGUAGAGGCUGUACGUUUGUUGCUCUCCCUGGAAGCGGACAUGGAAUUGCGUGAUGUCGAUGAGCAGACGUGCAUCGAUGUUGCUGAUGAUGAGGAAAUACGCAGAAUGCUGCAGGGGGAGCGCCAGCAGCAACAGGCCACCAACAAGCUCCGUUCUACUUAGUGUACGAUAUACUCUUUACAGUUACUCUUUGGUUUAUCUAAAUCUUUCGUUUAAUACUUGCAUACUAUGUGCUUUUGUUUGGUGUAAAUUAAAAUGUCUUAUUCGACAAA
Messenger RNA from Scaptodrosophila lebanonensis, 1082 nucleotides. It is a transcript of the gene anox, whose product is annotated as acyl-CoA-binding domain-containing protein 6. Bases 139 to 972 code for a protein of 277 amino acids. The transcript has a single exon. The record is from RefSeq and is a predicted model, not a curated record. Gene Ontology annotation, molecular function: protein binding; fatty-acyl-CoA binding. NCBI's taxonomy places the organism in Eukaryota, Metazoa, Arthropoda, Insecta, Diptera, Drosophilidae.